AAGUUGUGAACAGAGUUUAAAAGCUGCUGCAGGACUGCAGACAUUCACAGGAAGCUGGACCAGCAAUGGCUCUGCUGAAGGUUCUGCUGCUGCUGCUGGGGCUGGGUGUUUCAGUGAACUCAGGUGUUUCUAUGCAAAAGAGAAUGAUUGGAGGUAAAAACUGUGAUGACAGGGAUCAUCUUCAUUAUGUUCGGCUGGAGAGCAGCAGGUCUAGUAAUGAAAGGAUCCGCUGUGGAGGAUCUCUGAUCCAUCCUCAGUGGAUCCUGACUGCAGCUCACUGCUGGAAGUCAGGGCCAGGAUGGACUAACACAGCAGUGUUAAAAGUUCAUCCACGGACUGCUGGGCAGCAGAUUCAGGUAAUCCAACAAGAUGGUCUGAUUUAUACGCGCUUCGGCCGGCAGCAUGACAUCAUGUUGCUGAAGCUUUGGAGACCAGUAAGAAAUGUCCAACCUGCCCAGCUGCCAGACUGCAGGCGUCGUCUUAGAAAAGGCGAUGUUGUUCAGCUGGCAGGAGAGGGAGCAACGACGACCGGCCCCAAUAAUAAGCGAUUGAUUGGUGCUCCUAUUCCAGCACAUCUUCAGUGUGUCAACAUGAAAGUUCAUCAGGUUUCAGACAUCCUGCCGGCACGUGGGCAUUUAUUCUCUGCUGGAGCAAACAACAAGGAUAUUUGCCAUGGCGACGAUGGUGGAGCAGCGAUGCACAACGGCAUGAUUUAUGGAGUAAUUUGUACUGGUGGAGCAAACUAUGCAUGUUGGAGACGUGUUGCAUUAAUGGAUGUGUGUGAAUACUUGGGGUGGAUAAAACAAAAAACUGGACUUGAAUAAAACAAACUAUCAUGAAAUAAAAUUUUCAAAUUUCCUCUCACAUGUAAUUUUAUAAUUGUAUUUUUAUCAGUUUCAUCCACAUGUUUGUAGUAUUAGAAUAUAUUAAUAGUUUUGUUUUUUCCCACCUGAUCUUCACCUCCCUAAUGGAGCUUUCUCUUCACCUCAGAAAUGAAAAAUAAAUCAAUAAAUGCAUGAAAAAGAAACAUU
This is a messenger RNA of Poecilia reticulata (guppy), 1031 nucleotides long. Its product is annotated as snake venom serine protease serpentokallikrein-1-like. Gene Ontology annotation, biological process: proteolysis. Gene Ontology annotation, molecular function: serine-type endopeptidase activity. Lineage: Eukaryota; Metazoa; Chordata; Actinopteri; Cyprinodontiformes; Poeciliidae. The record is from RefSeq and is a predicted model, not a curated record.